AUGAAAUUUUCUACCGCCACAAUUGCUGCGUUUUUGGCAUGUGCUAAGAUGGCUUUUGCCGACUCUGAGAAGUUCGGCUUCUUGGUCAUCAGAUCGGGCUCUGCUUUGCAAUAUGCGUCAGUGUACGCCCAGGACUCGAAAUUGUACUUUGGUAGUACUUCUACAAGUCUUUCCGCUGUGGUCACUGACGACGGCAAGCUGCAGCUGUCCGACAACAAAUACGCCGUUGUAAGCUCCGAUGGAUCGCUAGUGGAAGGAUCUGAAUCCGAUGCCUCGACUGGCUUUUCGAUCUCCAACGGAUACCUGGCUCACAACGGCACCGAAGGCUUCACAGCCAUUUCCUCGGGCUCCACAUACGUGGUUUCUACCAAAGAUUCUAACGGCUCGAACGAUCUGCCAGUUGCGGUAAGAGCUGCUUCUCCAUCCAACGGGUCUCCCGUGGCUGAUUUUUCUCCUAAGGGCUCUUCGUCUUCGUCGUCGUCUCCUUCUUCUGCUGCUUCUGCAGAAGCCAGUACCACCGCAGCUGCCAUUUCCCAAAUUGGUGACGGUCAAAUCCAGGCCUCUACAGGCUCUGCCACCGUGGCUCCAAUCUCUCAGAUCUCUGACGGCCAAAUUCAGGCCUCCACAGGCUCCGCUGCCCCAAAAUCAAAAUCUACCGUGGCCCCAAUCUCCCAGAUCUCUGACGGCCAAAUUCAGGCCUCCACAGGCUCAGCCGCCCCAAAGACUACAUCCACUGUAGCCCCGAUCUCGCAGAUCUCGGACGGUCAGAUUCAAGCCACCACAGGCGCCCCAGCUUCUAGCUCCGCUGCUAAGUCCACAGCUGCCGCCAUUUCUCAAAUCUCCGAUGGCCAAAUUCAGGCAGCCUCUGAUUCCAGUGGUACUGCCCAGUCCACCGCAUCUGCCGUCUCUCAAAUUUCUGACGGUCAGGUUCAAAACCCUUCGUCUGUCACUAUCCAGACGCAAUCAGUGAACGGUGCUGCUCAACAAGCUGUUGGUUUCGGUGCUGCAUUUGCCGCUGUGGCAGUUGCUCUCUUGUAA
This is a messenger RNA of Lachancea sp. 'fantastica', 1038 nucleotides long. The record is from the annotation of a GenBank genome assembly. NCBI's taxonomy places the organism in Eukaryota, Fungi, Ascomycota, Saccharomycetes, Saccharomycetales, Saccharomycetaceae.